Molecule: messenger RNA, 924 nt
Organism: Neurospora tetraspora
Lineage: Eukaryota; Fungi; Ascomycota; Sordariomycetes; Sordariales; Sordariaceae
Exons: 2
Coding region: 1-924 (307 amino acids)
Source: RefSeq, a predicted model, not a curated record
AUGUCGCCUAACCACCACCUCCCCUUCGCCUUCCAGAAAGGAGGCAGCAUGCCUGAGACCACCCCGCCAGGUGAUAGCGGCUCCAGCCAACAGGCCACAUACAGUCCACCAACUCUUAGCGGCGUGGGUGCUCAGUUUCCCCAUGAAGGCCAAUUCCCGUCAAUGUAUGACUCAGCACCUGUCCCCUUGUCUGGUCAAGAGCAGGUUCCUCCUUCCAUGCCUGUCGAACACCAGGAGACACACACCGGUUAUCAGCAGCGCGAAAUGACGAUGAUCCGAGAGGAGCAGAGUGGGCAUGCUAUGGCUACAAUGCAGAGCUUGCAAGGAGCAACAAACUUCUACUCGCCAUCUUACCUCGAUCACGUCGAUGCUGAAACACGAUAUGCCUCUGGCUUCGUCCAAUUCAGCCAACCCGGAUCCUUCGGACGUCAAGAGCCAGCAGGCACGCUGCACUCUUCCAUCGCUCCAACUGCCAUCGCAUCGAGCCUGCCUCACCACGGCGGAGCGAGAGCGUUCACGUCCACGCAAGGCCGUCGGGAGGCCCCGUGGACAGAGCGGCACACCAACGUUCUCCGCCAAGGCAAACGAGCGGGUAAAUCGGUCCCAGCUAUCGUCAGAGAUCUUUACCACAUUGACGGCGUAGAAAGAACGCCCAAUAUGGUGUCGAAGAGAUGGGGGAAGAUAAGAGGAGGUUGUGUCAAGAAACACGAGAUGGACGCGAUUCUCCACGCCGUGUGUCCCGAAAUGGUCGACAAGGUCUAUGGCGAGCUGUCCAAUCUCGAUAUUGCCCGUGCGCCGGACUUUUGUGGCCAGCUGGCCGCAUCCGAAAACCGGGCGAGGGACAUCUUGCGGCACCACGUCGCUAAGGGCGUGCAGGAAGUCGUUCUGAAGCUCUUCAGCAACGACGUCUUGCACGCCGAGUAA